CGGCACGCGGUUGUGUUGUAUGACCGAUUAAAAUGCUUGGUGGCAAAGGAAAACAAGAAAAACCAGCGGCUUGCGAUUAAUCCCGUCAAUUUCUUCUCUACGCGGACACUUGCCCUCCCACGGAGCCAGACGACGCCGAUUAUUUUGGGCGAAAGAGGGAGAGGAACCGGCAGGCUUCGAGUUUUGGCUCUCGAAGCGAAGCCUCGGUUGGAGGUACUCAAUUGAAGGCUUCAAUCGGGUUCUCUCCGUUUUACUUGCGAUUCCAUGGGAGUGUCACCAUCCAAGGAAGAAUUGGUCUACCAGCAGGUCGGCUAUGGCAACGUCGAGGGGAUCAGGGCGCUUCGCAGCCAAGGGGCUGGGCUUGAGUGGAUAGAUAAAGAAGGGAAGACCCCUUUGAUCGUCGCAUGCUUGAGGCAUGAUCUUGUCCCUGUUGCCAAAGCUCUGAUUGACUUGGGUGCCAAUGUCAACGCUUAUAGGCCUGGAAGCUAUGCGGGAACUCCCUUGCACCAUGCUGCAAAAAAGGGCUGUGAACAAAUGGUCCACCUCCUCCUUUCCCAUGGAGCAAAUCCUUGUGUCCUGAAUGAUGAUUGUCAUACUGCUCUUGAUUUGGCGAGAGAAAAAGGUCAUUUAAGAGUUGUCAGGGCCAUUGAGAGCCGAAUUUCUCUUUUCUCUGGAUGGCUGAGGGAGGCCUUUGGACCUGGUUUCUUAGAAACAUUUGCUCCACAACUACUGAUUCGUAAAAUUUGGGCUGUGGUUUUGCCAUGUGACCCUCGCAAUCCAAAAAAUCCUAGCAAGUUUGAGUUAGUUAUCUAUCCUGAUUUGCAGACUGCUAGGCCACGCUCUGUUGUUUCACUCUGGAAAGCUCACAUUGAAGAACCCAAGUUCAACCAAGUAGAUCCUGCUAUUGUCAUUGUUGAAAAAGCUACAAGAACACGGUAUAAGCUUUUCGCUGCAAAUGAAGGUGACAAACAACAAUUACAGUGGUUCUUCAGUGCAUGCCGAGGAAUUCCCCAGAUCACCUCUAUUGUACAGGUCACCUCUACUCUUCCAGAAACGCAGAUAGGUGUUUCAAUUCCCAAUCCACCCCAAACAGUCUCGAACGUUUCGACACAAACAGCAGCUGCAACUAAACGUACCCAGGAAGAUAUAGAAAUGGAGAUGGCUAUAAAUGCCUCCAUACAGACGGCUAUGGCAGAGGGAAUGCCUCCUGUUCAAUCUAAUCCACAAACUAGCGAGACAAAUGGUUGGGGUUGGGGAACCUCUUCACAAAAUACAACUUACAAUGGUUGGGGCACGUCAGGCACCUCAAAUGUUAAUACUACUUCAAAAAUGAAUAGUAGAGUGCCUGUAAAUCAACCAAAUUCAACGAAUGGAUGGGCUGUGCCUGUGGUUCAAUCAGAUGCUUUGCCACCUCCUGUCCAGAACCUUGAACCACCAGUUAUUCAACCAUCUCAUGAAGCUCCUUCUGCACCUCCUAUAUCUGAGGACACAUUGUUUGAUUCCCCUAUCCACUACCCGUCCAUCGAUAGCAGCCCCAUCAAUAUGAGCGUGACAAUCAUAGAGACUGUUCCUGGUAUCGCUGAAACUAAAGUUGCCGGUGCACCCUCCAAAACAGAAUCCAGUGGAGAAAAACCAGGCAGUAGUGGCACAUCUGGCUGUUGCGUUAUCUGCUUGGAUGCUCCAGUGGAAGGGGCAUGCAUUCCUUGUGGGCAUAUGGCCGGAUGCAUGUCAUGCUUAAGGGAGAUUGAAUCAAAGCAAUGGGGAUGCCCUGUUUGCCGUGCCCAGAUUGACCAGGUUGUAAGGCUCUAUGCUGUUUGAAGGAUCCUACGCUGUGAAUUGUGUUAAGCAGUCAAUCAGAGUUAUCAUGCCGUUUGUGAACAAAUAACUGAUAUUUAUCAUGUUCUGUAUGUCAAGCAUUUGGAGUUAUACUGAGUAAUAUUUUGGUUUAAAUGUUGGGCAAUAAGUGAUAUUGGUGGUUGCUGUGGGCAGUGGAUAUUGGGGUUCUGAACAUGCUGUCAAUUAUUAAAAUAGUAAAUUAUGUUCAAGUUUAAA
Zingiber officinale is the source of this 2052-nucleotide messenger RNA. RefSeq names its product probable E3 ubiquitin-protein ligase XBOS34. The record is from RefSeq and is a predicted model, not a curated record. NCBI's taxonomy places the organism in Eukaryota, Viridiplantae, Streptophyta, Magnoliopsida, Zingiberales, Zingiberaceae. The transcript has 9 exons. Bases 265 to 1818 code for a protein of 517 amino acids. Gene Ontology annotation, molecular function: protein binding.